AUGCCGCCUCUCGCGGCAGCAGCCUCGCGUGCCGCGCCGCAUGGACUCGCAGAGGCCGCCCGCGUGCCCCUGACCAGGCCGGCCACACAGGGGAGUGGGCCCCUCCUCAGGUAUGUGUCACAGGCCGCCGCAGCCGAUGACCAGCAGCGGCGGCGGCGCCGCUGGCUGCAUCGGCGCGGCUCUGCCGGCCGCCGUGGCUCCGCCGUGGCCGCGGCGGAGCUCGGGGCGCUGCGGGCGCUGGCGCGCCUGGCGCCCGAGCGGCCGCGUGUGGCCUCUGCAGGCGAGCCGCGCCCGCAGCCCCUCAGUGAAGGGGAGAGCGUGGCGGUGUUGUGGGCCUACGCCUCUCUGGGCUCACCUGCGGCUCCGGCAGCCUUGGGAGCGGCGGCGGCCAAGACUGCAGCGGCACUCCGCGAGCCAGGUAGGGCAACAGUUGCGGGCGGUGGGCCUUCAGGGCUUGAGGCACUUUCACUGUACGCAGACCUUUGA
Molecule: messenger RNA, 486 nt
Organism: Monoraphidium neglectum
Lineage: Eukaryota; Viridiplantae; Chlorophyta; Chlorophyceae; Sphaeropleales; Selenastraceae
Exons: 1
Coding region: 1-486 (161 amino acids)
Source: RefSeq, a predicted model, not a curated record